AUGUCCGACUCCAGGAGGGUCCAGCCCGUCUCCAUCUCUUUCUCCGGGUCGGGGUUUCUGGCCACCUAUCAGCUGGGCGUGGUCCAGGCGCUGCUGGAGAACGCACCCUGGAUCCUCCGCCACGCCCCCAGAGUAUACGGCGCCUCGGCCGGGUCACUGGUAGCGGCGGCGGUGGCGUGCGGAGCCGAUAUAGGUCGUGUGAGGGAGGAGCUUCUGGUUCUGACUCGUGGUUACGGGUUGGGGUUUCCUCAGUUCAGUCGGUUGGAUGGAGCUCUGAGGAGAACUCUGCCCAAAAACGCCCAUCGUCUCGCCCACGGCCGUCUCCACGUCUCCAUGACCCGCAUCCCCGACGGACACAACGUCCUCGCCUCCGAGUUCCACUCCACCGAGGACCUGAUACGGGCUCUCCUCUGCAGUUGUUUUGUGCCGGUGUUCUGUGGGAUGGUUCCGCCGAGUUAUAAAGGAGUGCACUACAUGGACGGCGGUCUGACCAACAUCCAGCCCACUCAGGACUCCUGUCCCACCCUGACCGUGUCUCCGUUCUCCGGAGACGUGGACAUCUGUCCCUCGGACGCCUCGUCCUCCAGUUUCUGUGAUCUGGUGGUGAACAGGAUGUCGGUUCACGCUACGCUGCCAAACUUCGUCCGAGUGGCCAACGCCCUGUUCCCCCGAGACCGCAGGGCUUUAAAUAAAGCUUUCUACAGCGGAUAUCAGGACACGCUCUACUUCCUGCAGCACAGCCGCUGGGUUUGGCCGUAUCCGGGCUGGGUGUCGGAGUUGGAGCGGGUGGUGGUGAAGCCGGAGGAGUGGAUGUUCCCUCAGCUGGAGGAGCAGGAGGUGGAGGCUGAGGAACUGGUUCUGGAGAGCCCCCUAGAGGUGGUUACUGAGAACAGCAGAGCGGUUAAUAUGGAGCCACCCAACAAUCAGAACCUGCUGAACCCGAGCAGCAAUAUCAACUCUCCCAGACAAGCACUGGAAGUGCUGAUCUGUAAUUUGGUGGCGAAUCUCGGGAUGAUCAGUAUCCUCAGCGUUUACCUGCCGCAGAAAUCCCUCCCAUACCUGCUCCUCCCCCUGUCAAUCAUCAUCUGGGCCACCACCUCCUUCACCAGCAGGGUGGAGCCGUGGGUCCUCUCCCUGUAUCAGGUGGUUUACUGGAUCUGGCAGGACACCAAACACAUGAUGUGGUUCAUCCUCGGCAUCAUCGUCUCCACCGUACAGAGAGCCAUACAGCACAAGAUGCUGAUGCUGUUUCUUGACCGAACGAAAGACUUUGGAAUGGAGAAGAGUCAGCUCUCCAUCUCUCCAUCCUUCCGCCAUAAUCCCUCCAUCCCUCCAUCCAUCCACGCCCUGCUCUUCACCCUGGAGAUGAGGAGACGACAGAGAGAGAGCCGGCAGAACGUUCCCUAAACCUCCAAUACUGACCGUACGAGUCCUGGAAACCACUCAACACUGUAUAUAUAUAUAUAUAUAUAUAUAUAUAAAAUACUAUAUAACACUAUUAUCAUUAUUAUAACCAGAAUAUUCACUCAUCUCUCUUCAAUCUCAUAUAAACAUAAAUAACGUUCCCUAAACCUCUACAGCCCCCGAUACUGACCGUACGAGUCCAAAGAUCCACUUAACACUGUAUAUAUAUAUAUAUAUAUAUAUAAAAUACUAUAUAACACUAUUAUCAUUAUUAUAACCAGAAUAUUCACUCAUCUCUCUUCAAUCUCAUAUAAACAUAAAUAACGUUCCCUAAACCUCUACAGCCGCCGAUACUGACCGUACCAGUCCAGAAAAACACCCAACACUGUAUAUAUAUAAAAUACUAUAUAACACUAUAUAACCAAAAGUAUUCACUCAUCUCUCUUCACUCUCAUAUGAACUUAAAUAACGUCUCGUUCUUAAUCUGUUAACUUUAAUAUGAUGUUUGUUGAGCCUUUACAGCUUUAACAGCUUCAGCUCUUCAGUUUCUCUUUCACGAGGUUUAGGAGUGUGUUUAUGUGUUUAUGGUGUUUAUGGUGUUUACAGGAGUUUUUCACCCCUGAUUCUUCACUCUAAUUCAUCACUAAGAUGUUUUAUCAGGUUGAGAUCAGGACUCUGUGCAGGCCAGUAGGGGUGUGCCAUAUUGUAUCGUACGCAAUAAUAUCUCCAACAUUUUUGAAUAUGGUGAUUAUUAAUAUUAUAUCUUGAAAUAUGGUAUCAUAUGAACCACCCCUAAUUAUCACAUCAGGGUUCUACUUUUUACUGUUUUUAUCAAAAGAAAAA
Astyanax mexicanus (Mexican tetra) is the source of this 2247-nucleotide messenger RNA. RefSeq names its product patatin-like phospholipase domain containing 1 (gene pnpla1). Gene Ontology annotation, biological process: triglyceride catabolic process; lipid homeostasis. The coding region runs from base 1 to 1407 and encodes 468 amino acids. Gene Ontology annotation, cellular component: cytoplasm; lipid droplet; membrane. Gene Ontology annotation, molecular function: triacylglycerol lipase activity. The record is from RefSeq and is a predicted model, not a curated record. The transcript has 9 exons. NCBI's taxonomy places the organism in Eukaryota, Metazoa, Chordata, Actinopteri, Characiformes, Acestrorhamphidae.